This is a messenger RNA of Seminavis robusta, 855 nucleotides long. The record is from the annotation of a GenBank genome assembly. NCBI's taxonomy places the organism in Eukaryota, Bacillariophyta, Bacillariophyceae, Naviculales, Naviculaceae.
AUGCGCUGCGGUCGACAAUGCUUCAGAUCCUCCAGUUGGGUGGUCUUUCUCUUCGCUGCUCUGUUGCUAAUUUCAGCAGACAUGCUUGAAGUGCGGGCAUUCCAGCCGAGAAAUCCGGAAAGAAGGACAUCGGAAACCGCGAAUGAUCAUUCCAUUCCAGCACACCCCACCAGUGAUGAUUUCUCGCGACGACAAGCUUUGAUAUCGACGGCUUCCACAUUCAUGGCAGGACUUUAUCCGAUGCCUUCCACUGCAGGCUUGUUGUUUUCAGAGCCACCGAAACGACAACUGGAACUCUGCAUUGUCUCGCUCCUUCGCAUCGAGUACUGGGCAUUGAAGGCAUCCAAAGACUUGCAAAGUGACAACCCAGAUAUCCGAAAACAACGGUAUCUGGAAGCUAGGUUGGCCAGCAAAGCCUUGGUUACUGGGAAAAUUGGUGGAGGAGCCAACUAUCAAGUAUUCACAAUGAAUAGUCUGCAGCUCAAGGAUACUCUCCGUGAUUUAGUCAGUUAUGCUAGUAUGGACCUAGGAAAAGAGGAGCGACGCCGAGCGCAAGAUUUGCAGACCGAGCUGGUGGAAUCUUUUGCAUCCGUGGUAGAAUUUGACGGACUCGACGGCACCUUGGACGGAUCGCCUCGAUCUUCCCUUACCAUAACCAUGUACACAGAGAACAAAGCAACCUUUGUCAGGCGCACCUUGACCGAAAAGGUGGUUCCCACCACUCAGGCAUUGAUUCGCUUGUUUGGGCCAGACGUUGAAGCUCGUUGUGUAGCCUACGUCCAAACGACAUAUAAAGACGAGCUCCCAGUAAUAGACCAGCCAACGCCUCAAGACAGUGCAUCCACUGCCAUUUAG